Molecule: messenger RNA, 3677 nt
Organism: Populus nigra (black poplar)
Lineage: Eukaryota; Viridiplantae; Streptophyta; Magnoliopsida; Malpighiales; Salicaceae
Product: serine/threonine-protein kinase CTR1-like
Exons: 16
Coding region: 513-3398 (961 amino acids)
Biological process (GO): protein phosphorylation
Molecular function (GO): ATP binding; protein kinase activity
Source: RefSeq, a predicted model, not a curated record
GCUCCAAAUAUGAGCUUGCCACCCGGUCUGCAUCAGACACUCUCCCUAAACCCUCUCCUUCUCCUUGUGUCUCUCUCGCUUCAACGCCCCACCGCCCUUAUCUCUCAUUUGGGUCUCUUAAAAUCACUCAAAUUCUACUCUCUCUUUACAGCUACUUCACUUAAUUCCUUCUCCAUUAGGUAAACAGAUUCUACGAAAAAUCUCGAUCUCUGCUUGUUUUGUUUUGUUUUGUUUUAACUGGAUAGCUGAUCUUAAAUGCAAGCAAACGCAUGCAGCGCCGAGAUAUAGGUUGCUUGUGAUUUUGAAAUAAUUUUUUUUACAGAACUGGAUUCAAAAAACCAUAUCGAAAUCAUGCGUUUUUUGUUUCCUUUCUUGAGUCUCAUCGGUUUGCAGGGGUUGUACGGCUUCUCCCUAUUUUCUUCUUUGUUCAUUAUCUGCAACAUCACCUGAGUUAAAGCAAGCGUGUGUGUGAAGGAGAAGGAGUGAACUGGAUUGGUGGUUGGAAAGGAAAAAUGCCUCAUCGUACCACUUACUUCUUCCCUAGGCAAUUUCCUGAAAGGUCCGGGAUCCAUGCAUCAUCAUCAAAACAAGCAUUACAUCACGAGAAGAAGAAAGUCAGUAAAGAUGCUUUUAACAUCGGAAAUGACCGCCGAAAGUCUUCAUCAAAAGAUCAGUACUCCAAAUCUUCCUUUCCAGUUGGCAAAAAUAUAUCAAAAACAACAACAAUUAUUACUACUAUUCCAACUACAAUAACAACACCUUUAUCCGAUCUCUUCACGAGCAGUGAUGACGAAAAGUACCAUCCGAAGACCAAACAAUUCGGUGAGGAUGACAAGUAUAAACGAAAGAAAAAACAACUUGCCGCUUUUUUCGACUGGUUGUCCGAGAAAAAAGUUGAGAAAUCUACUAGUCACGUGAAGUUGCAAAGAUUAUCAACUGAGGAGGAUCGUCACCUGUUAGUUACACCGGAGCCGGAACCAGAACCAGAACCUGUUCUUCCAGUUCCGCAGAUAAUUAAAGAGAGAGAUGUUGACCGGAAAGUGUCGCUGCCAAGAUUAUCGAGUGGGAGUAGUUAUUCUGGUAGCUUGUUCUCGGGGAUUACUACACUUUAUGGAAACUUUACUACUGAUAUUAAGGUCGACACGUCGAUGACGGUGCAUUUGCCGACUAUAAAGCAGGAUGUGGCGGAGGGAAAGGAGGACCAGGAGAAGAAGGAAAACUUGGCGCUGAAGACGAAAGAGAGUUACUAUUUGCAGCUUAAUUUGGCUAAAAGACUGAGCGCUCAAGCUGGUAUUGCUAGUGAGCUUGUGCUUCUGCAGGAAGGCGUCCCUGAGGCCUCCGAUGCACAAACCGUUUCGUAUCGCCUCUGGGUGAGUGGAUGCUUGUCGUACAGUGACAAGAUAUCGGAUGGAUUUUAUAACAUCUUGGGAAUGAAUCCAUAUCUGUGGGUGAUGUGCAAUGAAGAUGAGGAAGUAAGCAAGCUGCCUCCUUUAAAGUCGCUCAAAGAAAUUGAACCAAGUGAGACAUCAUUGGAGGUGGUCCUUGUUGAUAGACGUGGUGACUCGCGUCUUAAGGAGCUGGAGGAUAAAGCACAAGAACUAUAUUGUGCUUCAGAGAAUACAUUGGUGUUGGUGGAGCAACUGGGCAAACUUGUCGCUAUUUACAUGGGGGGAACUUUCUCGGGGGAGCAAGGGGAUCUCCACAAGCGCUGGAAAGUGGUUAGCAGGAGAUUGAGGGACUUCCACAAUUGUAUUGUGCUCCCCAUUGGUAGCCUAUCCAUGGGACUCUGUAGACAUCGCGCGAUUCUAUUCAAGAAAUUGGCAGACUAUAUAGGUUUACCAUGCCGGAUAGCUCGAGGUUGCAAGUACUGUGUAGCGGAUCACCAGUCUUCUUGCCUCGUCAAAAUCCAGGAUGACAGGCUGUUUUCAAGGGAAUAUGUAGUUGAUCUAGUUGGGCAGCCAGGAAAUGUCCAUGGUCCAGAUUCCACAAUUAAUGGAGGAUUUCUUUCUUCAAUGCCCUCACCAUUUCAAAUUCCACAUCUAAAUGAAUCCCAACAACCUUACAUGGAUGAUGCAACUUAUGAGAUUCUAGACUCGAAGCAUUCAUGUACUUUUCCUGAAAAUCCUCCAUGUUCAGGCAACAAGGAAGAAGAGAAACUGAUAGAGGAUGAUGGUUGGUUUCAAAAUCUGAAAGUCUCCACUUAUGUGUCAGUGGAUCAAGUGUACCCUGGGAAUGAAUCAUCCCUGAUGCCUUUGGAUUUGAAAAGGAAUGCUGAAGCCCCUGCAACUGCUGGACGAUCUAUACAUGAAUGUUCUACACUUAAAGCAGAACCAAUUAUUAUGCAACAAACUUACAAGAAAGAGAUGGUUGUGUUUGGAAAUUCAGUUAUAAACAGUGUUGUCAAGCAAACUAAAGUAAACCUAUCUAGUCAGUCUGGUAUGGAGGAAGUUGAGAGUAGAGUAGACAAUCAAGGUAUACCUUCUUCUGUGACCAUCCCAAGAUAUUUGAAUCUUGAACCUUCACUUGCCAUGGAUUGGCUUGAGAUCUCAUGGGAAGAAUUACAUAUCAAGGAGCGUGUUGGUGCUGGCUCAUUUGGUACGGUGCAUCGCGCUGAAUGGCAUGGAUCGGAUGUUGCUGUCAAGGUUCUAACUGUUCAAGAUUUUCAUGAUGAUCAGUUGAGGGAGUUCUUAAGAGAGGUGGCAAUAAUGAAACGAGUUCGCCAUCCGAAUGUGGUUCUCUUCAUGGGUGCUGUCACAAAGCGUCUUCAACUAUCAAUCGUGACAGAAUAUCUGCCAAGGGGCAGUCUAUACCGCCUCAUACACAGGCCAGCUGCAGGUGAAGUGCUGGAUCAAAGGAGGCGGUUACGUAUGGCACUGGAUGUGGCCAAGGGGAUCAAUUAUCUUCACUGUCUUAACCCUCCAAUUGUUCACUGGGACCUUAAGUCUCCAAAUUUGUUGGUUGAUAAAAACUGGACGGUUAAGGUGUGUGAUUUUGGGUUGUCUAGAUUCAAAGCAAACACUUUUAUAUCAUCAAAAUCAGUGGCUGGAACACCUGAGUGGAUGGCUCCAGAAUUCCUUCGUGGAGAGCCUUCCAAUGAGAAGUCUGAUGUGUACAGUUUUGGAGUUAUCCUAUGGGAGCUUGUGACCAUGCAACAACCUUGGAGUGGACUUGGCCCCGCCCAGGUGGUUGGAGCUGUAGCCUUCCAGAAUAGAAGGCUUUCUAUUCCCCAGGAAGCGCCUCCAGUAUUGGCUUCUCUCAUGGAAUCUUGCUGGGCUGAUGAUCCUGCUCAGCGCCCAUCAUUUGGUAGGAUAGUAGAAUCAUUGAAGAAGUUGUUAAAGUCUCCGCUACAGGCGAUAAAGAUCACUGUACAAAAGAGGUCUCCCAUCACAGAUACUUAAAGGACCUUUUCGGUUCCAGGCAGAGAAGUUCCUUCUGCAUUUUUAUAGGUUUCUAUGGGUAGCCUCUCUCUCGUAAGUUAAUUUUGCAUCGCAAAUUCAAAAUAUUUUAAGAACCCGGAAGUUACUUGUUCAUUUAUUUUUCUUUUGUAAUCAUUCUGGGCUGUUAUCAGUGAAUUUCUUCAUGUUCAUUCAGCAGCAUGAUGAUGUAAUAAUACGAUUAAACUCCUUCCGAUAUAUUUAAAGCAUCAAUGCAAGUGAUGAUCGGUAAUUUCCAUUUAA